AUGCGUUGUAUCUUGCUCCGCGCGCUGAUUGCGGGCGUCUCGCUCGUUAGUGCUUCACCCAUCUCCUCGCAGCUGGCUACCCCGACAACAUGCGUGGCCGACGAGUUGCUGGUUCUGCUCAGGGCGAAUGCGGCCUCAGCCAGGCCGUUUUGCCGUACUUACCUCGGUUAUGACUCGGCCUCCAUCGUUGCAACCGUUACGCCGCCAGCAGUGACCAUCGUCACAACCGAGACACGCACUACUACUCAUUUGGCAACCGUAACCGUCACGGACAUCGACACCAUCUUCACAACCGUCAUCGGAACAGUUGUCGUGGAGACCCAGACAAUCACCAUAUCGCCGCCGGCCAAGCAACGCCGUCAGCCACUCACCGCCGUGAGCGACUACCCGGCUGCCUCCAUCUCCAGCGCCUGCAGCUGCCUGAAUGUUCGCAACUGCGGCAAGAAGGCUACCACCACCCUCCCUGCCGCAACCGAGACGUCUGUGGCCAGCACGGUUGUCAUCGAUACAACCGAGACGUCGACGCUGACUGAGGUCGCUACCACUACACUCGCGACGACCGAGACUUCGUCGGCUACGGUAGUCACAGUUGUCAUCGCCACGCCGUCAACGGCGCCAAGCGGCAGCCGCAUGGUGGCCACGACCUCGUCUGACGAGAAGUACUACCUCAAGAGCGUGCCGCUGGAGGGCUCUGGGGACCUGCUCGUCGUCGCGCAGGAUGCCUCGCAGGCCAUCGACACGUUCCAGCUCGACGAUCAGGGCCUGCUGUCGUUCGUCAGCCCCGACCUCAACCAGCAGCUCGUGUAUCCGUACUUCGCCACCAUCUGGUGGAUGAAUACCGACGCGAAGAAGCUCAUGUUCAACACGCAGGAGUUCAUCGACAACUGGGACUACCUGGACUGGAAAAAUUUCCAGUGGGUUGCGGACUCCCAGACGGGUGCUCUUACGGCGGCGAACGCAGGCCUCCCGUUGUAUUCGCAGUUGUGUCUGAGUGGUCUUAAUGGGGUACUCGAACAGGAGCUGAUGAUCGGUACGGCGACGCCAAUGAAAGGUUCCGGUUGUAUCCCGGCUACCAUCUCGUUGGAGUCGGCCUGA
Messenger RNA from Thermothielavioides terrestris NRRL 8126, 1095 nucleotides. RefSeq lists its product as uncharacterized. The record is from RefSeq and is a predicted model, not a curated record. NCBI's taxonomy places the organism in Eukaryota, Fungi, Ascomycota, Sordariomycetes, Sordariales, Chaetomiaceae. Bases 1 to 1095 code for a protein of 364 amino acids. The transcript has 2 exons.